This is a messenger RNA of Osmerus eperlanus (European smelt), 10587 nucleotides long. RefSeq names its product apolipoprotein B-100-like. Bases 91 to 9975 code for a protein of 3294 amino acids. NCBI's taxonomy places the organism in Eukaryota, Metazoa, Chordata, Actinopteri, Osmeriformes, Osmeridae. Gene Ontology annotation, molecular function: low-density lipoprotein particle receptor binding; cholesterol transfer activity. Gene Ontology annotation, biological process: triglyceride mobilization; cholesterol transport; cholesterol homeostasis. The record is from RefSeq and is a predicted model, not a curated record. Gene Ontology annotation, cellular component: mature chylomicron; very-low-density lipoprotein particle; low-density lipoprotein particle. The transcript has 26 exons.
UAAAAAGGCUAAAUUCAUUACAAGGACUCAGUCUUCACUUAGCGUAGACUCCCUUUCUCCAAAGGCUUUCAGAGUUAUAUCCAACCCAUCAUGGGGGAUACUAAGCUCUGCCUUUUGCUGCUGCUAAGCACCUAUGCCUUGGCCCAGCAAGUAGAUUCCAAAGGGGGCUCUCCAACAUGUCUUUUGGACAAGAGGUUCCAGAACUUCAGGAGAUAUGUGUAUAACUAUGACGCUGAGACCCAUAACGGUGUGCAUGGGGCAACCAGCCUCAAGAAUGGCCCCAAAGUGUACUGUAAAGUUGAGAUUGAUGUUGUCCAGACCUGCAACUUCAUUGUGCGUACCUCAGAGUGCUCUUUAAGUGAGGUAUCAGCUGUAGACUCUGUGGGUUCUCCUGUGUAUGAGCCUUCUGCCAAUGCUGAGACCUUCCAGUUUGCCAUGGAAAAGAACCCCCUGAAGGUCAUGGUUGAGGGAGAGACAGGUGUGAAACUUUUCCCUGAGGAGAAUGAGCCAGCCACCAUCCUCAACAUCAAGAGGGGAAUUGUUUCUGCUCUUCUCGUGCCUUCAUUGAAAGUGGAGAAAAACGUGAAAAUGGCCACACUGCAUGGAGUCUGUGACACUGAUAACACUGUCAAUGCCAGGGAAAAUGAUGUCACCGACCUCACCCUCACCAGGGAUCUGUCCAGAUGUGACAGUUUUACUGCCCAGAAGGACCACACCAGCCCUCUGGCCCUAAUCUCUGGCAUGCACUUCCCUCUGUCCAAACUAAUCAGCAGCACUCAGACUUGCAACUACCAGUUUUCCAAUGAGGAAAGUCAUAUACUUUCAGGAGCCUGCACUGAGAAGCACAUCUUCCUUCCUUUCUCUCACCAGAAUGAGUAUGGAGUUUCAACAGUGGUGAAACAGAUUAUGACUCUGGUGGAGUCUGAGAAUAUUAACGACAGGGUCUUUGACCCAAUUGAGGCCAACCUCAAGUUCCUGCCCAUGGAGACUGUUGAAGAGAAGAACCCUGUCCAGACUAAGGAUAGCAUUAUUGCCACCAUGGGUGAGCUCACCUCCCUGUCCCAGACAAAUCAGGGUCACCAGCGUGCCAGCACUUUCCAGAAACUCGUAAUGCAGCUCCGUGGGUUAAAGGCUGAGGUUAUGAGCGAUGCCGUGGUUCACAUGAUGGAUAUGUCUGGUUCCCUGACCUGGCAAGCGCUGGCCCAGUGCGGCACCCCAGAGUGCAGCAGUACCAUGCUCCAGGUCCUGAGGACCUUCGAUGUUGACGCCAUAGAGGUCGAUGCUGCCGUAUAUGCUUUGGGCCUGUUACCUAAUCCAUCCCGUCUUCUUGUCAAGGACAUGCUGGCUAUGGCUCAGUACAAGCAGAGCAAGCCCAUCAUGUAUGCUCUUAGCAACGUCGUCAGAAAGCUAUACCAGGCCAAGGGCAAUGUCACCCCUGAGAUCACUGCUGUGUCUGAGUUCAUGGCCUCAAUUCUGGGCAGUGACUGUGCAGGUGAAAAGGAGCUGACUUUCUUGACCCUGAGGGUUGUUGGUAACAUGGGAGAGGCCAUGGAGGCUGCAGAUGCCAGUGUAAAGACUACCCUAGUAAAGUGCAUGAGACAGCCAGCCACAACCCUGUCUGUCCAGCUGGCAGCCAUCCAGGCCUUUAGACACAUGUCUGUGACUAAUGAGGUGCGCUCGAACCUCCAGAGGGUCAGCCAGUAUGCCAAGGGAGCCGUGCAAAAGCGCCUAGCCGCCUAUCUCAUUCUGAUGAGAGCACCUGAGGACAGUGACCUAGAACUGGUAAAGAAGGUGCUGACCCAGGAUCAGAACAUGCAGGUCAAGGCCUUUGUGGCCUCCCACAUCUACAACAUUAUUUCCUCUAAGGACUCAGAAACCCAAAAGAUGGGAAAGAAGAUUUUGGAUGUCAUGGGAGAAAAUGAUGUGACUACUGAUUUUGACUACACAAAAUCCCGCAACUACAAGAUGGAGACUGGUGCCAAUUACAUGCAAACUGACAUUAGGGGCAACAUGGUAUUUGAUCCAACCAGCCAAUUGCCUAGAGAAGUCAUGCUUGAGAUGACACUGAAUGCCUUUGGCUAUUCAAUGGAUAUGUGGGAGGUUGGCAUGGAGGGAAAAGGCUUUGAACCAACCAUUGAGGCUCUGUUUGGAAAGAAUGGGUUCUUCCCAGACACGUUGUCCAAGACCAUGUACUGGGCUGAAGAUAAAAUGCCAAACAAGAUCAAUGAGGUUUUAGAGAAAUGGAUUGAGCCUUUGAUGAGUGAGAAGCUGAAGAGACAGGUCCCUGAGAACAUUGUGAGAGAAAUUGUCCGUAACUUUAACAAGCUAGCCAAGGAGCUGCAGACUCAGGAAUCCCCUGAGGCCACAGCUUAUCUGAGGAUUAUGGGAGCUGAGCUUGGCUACAUCAAGGGCACCGAUCUGAAGGGCAUCGUCGAUACAGCAGUGAUGUAUGCUGAAAUCCUCUUCAAGACCAUCCCCACAAAGACCUUGCAACAACUGAUGUCAAGCACUGAUAAUGAACUUUUCGCCCAUUACAUCUUCAUGGACAACAGUUUUAGCCUACCAACUGCUGCUGGAUUGCCUCUGAAGUUCGCUCUGUCUGGGACUUUUGUUCCUGGAGUUAAAGGGGGACUGCACAUUGCACCAAACAUGCAGGAAGUAUCCUUCAUGCCCUCUCUGGGGGUGGAGUUUGUGACACAGAUGGGAGUACACAUGCCUGAAUUUGUUGUCUCCGCCAUUGAGAUGCACACAAACAUGUACCAUGAGAGUACUUUUAAUGCCAAGGUCACCAUGGAACAAAACCAGGUCAAGCUGGCCAUACCUGCCCCUCAGGGAACCACACAGCUCUUCAGAGUUAGCAACAGAGUUCUGACAGUGACCACUGGUCAUGUUUCCCUGGUCCCUCCCAUGGAGGACUACUCCAGGACUAAUGUUGUCAACUGCAGUCCUCUCUUCUCUGGAGUUAAGUACUGCACCACAGUCCGUUACUCCAUAGCUGGUGUCAACGCUGCUGCUCCCUACUUCCCACUUAAUGGAGAGACUAAGUUUGCUGUGGACAUCCAGCCCACUGGAGAGGUGACUGAAUACACAGCCACCUUUUCCUAUGAGCUCCUCAGUGAGGGAAAAGAUGGACGCCAGAAGGUUGAUUCUCUGAAGAUGAUUAUGAAAGCAGAAGGUUCCGAACCCACUGAGGCCACAGCCACAAUGAAGUACAACAGGAACAAGAACGUCUUCACCACCAAUGUCCAGAUUCCUGACUAUGAUGUGGAGGCUGGAGUCAGGGUGGGCCUCACUGACAGCAGCACCAAGGGCAAGUCCAUCACCAUCGAAAUCUCCAACAAGAACAUUCCCCAGCUGUCUCUGAUUGGUCGCGCCAAGCUUGAGGCCAUGACUGAUGGGAUGCUCCAGGUGCAACUGGUGGUGCCCUCACUUCAGACAGAUGCAGCUGUCACUGCCACACUGAGGAAUGUAGAAGGACUCACUCUGGAGAUUAAGAGUGACGUCAAACUCCCAGAGACCUCCUCUGUGCAGGGAGUCAUCUUCAAAUAUGGAGAGGACCAGGUUCAGGUACAACUGAUGUCUGACAUGAACUCUGAAAUCCAUAAGCUCUUACCUUACACUGAAGACGUCCAGAACUGGCUCAUACUGCUUUCUGAGGACAUCAUGGACCAUAAGGUGGCCAAGACUGACAUGAAAUUGCGUCAUAUUUACACAAAGGCUCUUGAGGCAAGCAGCAUGUGGCUGGACAAGAUCACAACUGAUGUCCCUGCCUUUGAGACACUUAAGAACAACAUGCCAGAGAUAGUAAUGCCCUCCAUGCCUGAGAAGCUGUUCCUGAAAUCUGAGAGCACAUUCAGAUACCAGUUCAACAAGGACCGUGUCAUCAUCAUCAUCCCCAUACCUCUUGGAGGAAAGUCAUCUGAGGAACUCAGGAUCCCAGCCCUGCUGACCACACCACACCUGGCAGUGCCCCAGAUGGGUCUAGACCUUCCCUCUAAGGAGAUCCAGGUCCCCACCUUCUCCAUCCCCUCCAACUAUGAUCUUACUCUGCCACUCAUGGGAAUGGUGGAAGUAUCUGCUAAGGUCAACAGCAACUAUUACAACUGGGAAGCCAUGAUCUCAGCUGGCAACAACAGUAUAGAGGAUCCAAGCUACAUGGUCCAGUACAAAGUGAUGGCUGACAGUCCCAUCGAGCUGUUCUCCUACACAACUGAAGGAACUGCGCUGAUUACUGACAUCCCAGAGGACACAAUGAAGGCCAUUGUUAAUGCUUCCCUUAGCCACAAGCUUAUUGACACAAGUUUUGGGAUCAUGGAGAGUGUCAGUGUUUCAGACAAAGUUAAAGCAACAGGCAACUACAAGAUCCAGGCAUUUAGCCCCCUGGGAUUGCAGACAUCCCUGGACAUCACCUCCCAGUGUUCCCUGGCCGCCGACAUUUUCAUUGGUGACGCCAACAUUGACGGAAGUCUGACCGUGGGAUCCCUGACUGCCAGCACCACCUACUCCCAGUCAUUCUCUGUUGAGCCAAUGAAGAAAGAAGCAAGAGCUGAGUCUACAUUGAGGAUGGAUGCUCCAAUGCUAGAAUUUGUCAAUAAGAUCAAGGCAGGAUAUGCUGAUGAGCAGCUUCUCAUCGAGUCCAACACCAACAUGAACAACGACCCAAUGAAGCACACCACCAAGUUCAGCAUUGGCUACAAGGAAGCUCAGCUCACUAUUCAGUCUGACUCUGUGACCAAGGCUGAUGAAAGAAUGCUCCGUAGCCAGGUCGACUUCACUGCGACCAGAAACGAGGCCAGCAUAAGGAUGGAGAACCAGGCAGAUGAUACCCAGAAUCGUGUAUAUUCCUUGGUCUCCGCAUCCCUGAAUCCGUCUAGCCUUGAGAUUAAUGCGGAUGCCUCUAUUAAUGUAUUUGCUAGCCGUGCCUCCCACAAAGCCACAUUGACCCUGAAUAAGGACAGCCUGGCCACCAGCUGCACCACAACUGCACAGAGUAGCCCAGUGACCUUCGAGAACAUUAUUCAUGGUGGAUUUGACACCACCGGGGCCAGUAUGAGCAUCAACACUAAGGGCGCCAUCCAAGAGAACACAGCUGAGUUAAAUGUGGAGGGGAAAGUCAGCACCUCUGAGCUAUACAUGAACAGCAUGUACAAAGGUAACCUAUUUGAUGCCAACACCAGAAAUAGAGUAAAUCUCAGAAUGAAUGAAGAUGGUUUGAUCAUCUCUAAUAGCCUGGUAGCCUCUCUGCAGGACAUGAAAACUGACAACAAACACUCCAUGACUCUUACUCUUGGAUCUCUGGCUGUCCGCUCCAAAACUGAUAACUUCCUUAGUGACAGUAAUUCCUACAAGCAUGACAUUACCAUUGACAUUGAACGUUUCACUGCCUUUGUGGUUGUAAACAAUGACCUAAAGAUUAUGGAUGUCCACUUUGUCAAUGAAGCCGAGUUCAAGGCAGAGCCUUACAAUAUGGACCUGACUGGCAGUGUAAAGGGCACCUACUCAGAAGACGAGCUGAAGCACACCUACGAGAUUAGCUUUACUGAUAUGACAUCCACUGCUAAGUGCAACACCAAUGGAAAACUCAUGGGGUCACAGAUGUCUCAUAACACAGACAUGGAACUUUCUGGUCUGACCAUGAAGUUCAACAGCUUGGCAAACUUCAACUCUCCGUUGCUUCGUCUGGAUAGCACUAUCCACACUGUUGCUGAACCGUUCACUCUGAAUGUUGAUGCAAUCUUCAACUCAAAUUCUGAGCUGAAUUUCUAUGGAAAGCAGACUGGUGAAGUGUACAGCAAGUUCCUCCUGAAGGCAGAGCCCCUGUCUUUCUCCUACUCCCAUGAAUGCAGAGCCUCAACUACCCACAAGCUGGAAAGUGGCACCUCUAUUGAGACAAAUAUGGACAACAAGUUCAACAGCUUGAUAACCACUAAAGAGCAGAGUGUCACAUUCAAGACUACAUCCAAACUGAACAAACAUGCAUUUGACCAGGAAAUUACGGCCUACAACAAACCUGAGAAGCUUGGAGUUGAAAUGACUGGAACUUUCUCCACCACUGUGUUGAGCAAAGCUAGUGAGAACCAGGACUACUCCAUCUCCGGAUUUGUAAAGUAUGACAAGAACAGUGACAGCCAUCUCCUCCAGAUCCCUUUCAUUGAGCAUCUGCCUGCAGUCAUUGAGCAAGUGAAGGCUACAAUUAUGGGAGUUAUGGACAAUAGCAUUGAGUUGCUGAAGGACAUUGACUCAAAGUAUGAAAUCAGGGUCAACCUUCAGGCGAAAGUAAAUGGACUAAAACAAGUCAUUGCCACUUUUGACAUUAAUUUGUUCAUUCAAGACUUGAAACACUUCAUCAACUCCAUGGUAAAUCACAUGACAGGUCUGAUGUCAAAGCUUCCUCAUGCAGAAUUCAAAAAUUUGAUCAAAUCAGUUAAGGACACCAUUUCCGACUUCUUCGUGGAAUUUAAUAUACCAAAUACCAAACUUGAGGAGCUUCUUACCAACUAUGAGGUUGACAAGAUGAUUGAGAGUGUUAUGGAUGAAGCUGUGGAAAUCAUGAAGCACCUUCAGCUCAGGGAACACAUUCAGUCAGCAAUUGCUGCUCUCAAGUCUAUUGACAUCCAACCAUUCCUAAACAAAGUCAUGACACCAGUGGAGGAGUUUGUGAAUCAACUAAGCACAUUUGACUUCAAGCACAUGUUCGAAGACAUGAAUGUCUAUUUUUCACGAUUGGUCCAGAAGAUCAAAUCUUUUGAUUAUGAAACAUUCACUGAGGAGCUUAAAGAAAAAAUCACUGACAUGAGCAAGAUUCCUUGUUUUGGAAAACUUAAUGGUGAGUUCAGACUCAUCUCACCUGACUACAGCCUCAGAACGACUGCAGAGCUGCAGAACUCUACCACUGCCUCUGAGUCUCCAGAGCUCACUGUCAACCUCAACUCUCAGGCCACAUCUACCUUUGACCUCAUUGCCUACACUCUGGAUGCCACUGCACAUGUUGUACGCAGAACGAGUCAGCUUUCUCUCUCUGAGACCAUCAAAGUUGUGCACACCUCUUUCUCCUUUGACCACGAGGGAACAAUGGGUUUCUAUGGUACUUCUGCAGAGGCAUCCUCCAAGACCACUGCCAAGGCUACGACCGAGCCAUACAAAGCUGAACUUGUCAACAGUGCGAUCUUUACAACAGGGAAUGGAGUCUCAGCCACACUGGAGACUGCCUACAACCAUGAGGUGAACAUGCCCCUACUUGAAAUCUUUAGCGAAACUUCCCACACCCAGAAGACUUUUGCCUUCCUGGAGAAUGGGGUCAUUACUCUGACCCUAGGUCAUGAAGGCAGGGGUAAAUUUGCCAUUCAGGAGUAUGGAGAUGAGGGAACCCAGAAGAGUGACAUGGAGAUAACUGUUAAUUUCCAUGACAUCAAACUGACCUUCACUGGAGAAACAAACACAAAUCACGUUCAGAUGAAGCAAAAUGUUCAGGCUGAGUUCUGCAUUUAUGGUCAAAUCAACAUUGAGGCAUCUGCUGAGACAAAAACACCCUUCAUCACAAGCAGUGUUGCUGAGCUGAAAGGAGAGGCUAAGGUACAGGAUAUGAAAAUUGAGAUAACUGCUUCCCAUAACACUGAGCUGGUAGGCAAUGUUGAGGGAACUAUCUCCAACUCUCUCACUGCAUUGAUAACACCGUAUGAGCUCAUGUUUGACAUCAAGAACAAGGAAAAUACCAAGGUGAAACUACCUUUCAAGUUGUCUGGAAAGAUUGAUCUUCAGAAUGACUUUGCCGUUACCCUCAAUUCUGGAGUGCAGCAGUGCAGUUGGGUGGGUCAUGCUCGAUUCAAUCAGUACAAGUACUCCCAUUACUUCACGAUGGACAAUGGUGAAAAGGAAAUUCACAUAUUUGCACAGAUUAAUGGAGAAGCCAACCUUGAUGUGUUGAAGGAGCCCAUCACCAUUCCUGAAAUGUCUGUGCCAUUCCUCAGUGUGAAGACAUCCGCAGUUGAGGACUACUCUCUGUGGGAGGACACCGGCCUGAGCAUGCUCUUGACAACAACUCAGCAGACCUUUGACAUGGAGUCCAAAAUUGUUUAUAAAAAGAACCCUGAUAUGUUAACCAUUGACCUUGACUUGCAGCCUGUUGUCAGUGCCAUCAAUAAGAAUACCAGAAUGCUGAACAAAAACAUAAUCAUUGGUAAGGAUAAGGUUGUUGCCUUACUCACAAUCUCCUUGGAUCAAGCAAAGGCAGAAUAUGAGAAAUACAAUAUUGAGCUGCCAAAAACCCUCACAGUUCCAGCAUACAAAGUUCCAGUGAUGAAUAUAGAGGUGUCUUCUUUCACCAUCCCUCUGCCUGACGCCAGUCUCAUCACCAUGCCGGCUCUGCAUGUUCCAUCUGCCCUCAGCAAGCUGACUCUUCCAAAAAUCACUCUGCCCAAAAUGCAGAGGAGCAUCAAGAUCCCUGUCAUGGGUGACCUGACAUAUGAGUUUUCCAUGAAGACACCUGUGGUCACACUUAAAACUGAUGCUAGCAUCAUCAAUCAGCAUGAAAUCGUAAUCAAACUUGAUGCCACCUCCACCUCUGACUUUAAGGUCCUGACAGGCAAGAUCGAGGGUACCAGCACUUUAAACAGAGAUAACGGAGUGAAACUGUCAUCUGUCCUGUCUGUGAAGCACAUGAUCAUUGACAGCAAUCACGACAGCACCAUCAUCUUCAGUAACGAGGCUGUGGAUGCUUCUAUCACCAAUUCAGCUAAGGUUGGCAUGUCCGCCCUGAUGAUCGAAGCCAACCAGGAAUUGUUCGCAAAUGCACAGGAUGGGCUCAUUGUAUCUCUGUCCAGUCCAUCUUCUGGUCUCCUUGGACUCCAGUUGUUGACAAAGCGCCCAGCUCAAGUGAAAGGAAGGCUCUACAGCCGCUAUCCGUCUGAUCCAACAAAUGAUGUGGAUAUCAUGUCCAUCAAGAUGUCUGUGAUCGACUCAGCUAUGCUUAACAUUCAGACAACCUGGAAUAUGGAGGUUCCCAAUGAGAUGAUGUUGGGACUAAAGGAGAACAUACCGACCAUUGUGUCCACAGUUACUCUGCAGGAUAUUGUGAACAAUCCCAUUUGUAAAGCAUAUAAUGAAAUCACCAGGCUAGCCAGCAAUCUUGAGGGUCCACUUGAGCAGAUUAAGGAAGAGGGCAGAAUAAUGUUCAAGAGGGCUGCUGACAAUUUUGAAGCUUUAGGUCUUGCUGACUUGACCGAAAAGGUCUCAGAGAGCAUGAUCUAUGUCCUCAAAGAGUAUGAGGAGAAGAUUCAGAUUCUUCUCAAUGCUGUCAUUGAGUUCCUGAGGGAAACACAGUUCCAACUCCCUGGAUUUGAAGACAAACUGUCUGGGCUUGAAGUCUACCGUAAAUUCACUAGCUUCAUUACUGAUGUAACUGAAGAGGCUAUCACAAAGGUUCCAGAAUUUGUUGCUGCCCGCAGUGAAACUGUUCAUAGAUUUAUUACAAAUAUCCAAAUUCCCAUUCCUGAUUUCAGAAAGGAAGGAUUUGUGUCCUCCAUCACAUUUGAAGAACUCCAACGUAUUCUCAUUGACAUUGUUCAGACAAUCAGGACUAUAACACUGGAGGACAUUGUGGAAAUUGUGAAUAAAUCAAAUCGUUUUUGUAUUCAGAAACUGGAGGGGCUCAAUUGGAUGAGCGACAUUUAUACUGAUUUUGUUAACUCUCGUGGAUUGUCUUCUAUUAACACCCAGGUUGAAAACUUUAGGAACAUGGCUGAGGCCUACUUCAGUGAUAUCCAUACCAAUUUCCAGGCUAUUUUUGCUGACAUGUCUAUUGAGCAGCUGAACGCUGACAUCCAGUCAUGGAUUGGCUCAGUGGUCAAGCGCCUGAAUGCUUUCCACAACAUGGUUAUAGAGUUCCUUAAGGAGAUAUCCAAGCAUGCAGAGUCGUAUGUGAGAGUGUCUGAUAGAAGGAUAGAAAUUGACAUUCCAUUUUCUGACCAGGCAGAUUGAACCAGUAACCUGUAACCAAUGCUAUUCAGUCAAAGAAUGUUUUUAAAUCACUUAAGUAUGUCUGAAACAGCUAGACAUGGAAAACAACUAAACCUACAUUGUUGUCAUUCUGUAUGCAACAGUCCUAGUUAUUCAGGCAAAGGCAUGUUUCCAUGUUUUUCCCCACAUUUUUUUUGUAAAUUGCUUAUUUUGUUUUAGUAUUAAUUAUUCAGAUGUCUACCACCUCAGCUGAUAUUACUAUGUCCCCCUUGUGUCUGUAUUUAAAAACCUAAACACAUAAAUAAAGACCAUUUGGAAUGCAAGUUUAAUUUUUCUAACUCCUUCUACACACUUUAGUGUUACAGUCAUUCUCUUUGAAUUAACAAAAGUUGAAAUUAAGUUCCACAUGAAAUGAAAUAUUUUAGUAACCCUUGUACUUACUAAGUGUUCAACAACAGAGAAGAUCAUCAAGUAAGAUUAUACACGUAAGCCUCACAGCAACAGAAAUGAAGACAUUUUCCAAAUUCAUUGUUACUCACUGCAAAACUUGCUUUACUUGAUCAAAUGUAUGUACUCUACUUAAACUGUAUUUUGUUUAUGGACAGAAUAAAGAAAACACCCUUUAUAAAUUUA